This is a messenger RNA of Solenopsis invicta (red fire ant), 602 nucleotides long. RefSeq lists its product as uncharacterized. Lineage: Eukaryota; Metazoa; Arthropoda; Insecta; Hymenoptera; Formicidae. The transcript is spliced from 3 exons. The record is from RefSeq and is a predicted model, not a curated record. Bases 54 to 500 code for a protein of 148 amino acids.
UCCAACAGCAAGUUUUACGACAAUUAAAUUUGAUAAAUUUUCGAAUUCUACAAAUGUCGCAAGAUAUUAAUACUUUGAUGGGAAAUAUUAAUGCUAAAGAUGAUAAUCAAUUGUCGAUGAAACCAGAUAAUACAAUUUUGAAUAAAUUUGUAUUUCCUUUAAAAGCGGAAGCAGACAUGCAUGAAUUGGAAGAAUAUUUGAAAAACAAAGAGCACGCAAAUCAAUUUAUUACAGAAUUGCUCAAAAUAGGGGGAUUGUCAUACAAAAAUAUGACUAGGAGAAUUCUCCAAAAAUUAUUUUCGGAUAAUAUUGCUCAGACGUACAGUUGGGUUGGCUUUAAAGGAAAAAAAAAUUUUUCAAUACUUUGUGUUACAUCCACAAUUUUAACUGCAGUACAAAAAGCACAUACAACCUCACUUGCAGAGAUUGAAAAAGUAAUUAAAAUGUGGCUAGUCAAAGCAAAGGAAAGACAUUUAAAAAAGGCAAGGCUGACUAUUUAGUUGUAAUGUUGUAAUUCAAAGCAACCUCCAGAUACAAAUUGCGACACCGAUAAAUUUUUUAAAUUUAAUUUUUAAUAUUUUUCUUGUAUGAGCUGUUUUCCA